AUGAUGGUUCAGUUAGUGGUUGUGGAAAUAGGAACAAGUUUUUUAGUAAUAAAAAAUUUAAGGGGAAAUAGUAAAAGGAGUGGUGAUGCUCCAGAAGUGAAGGAGAUGUGGGAUACUAUUGUCGGAGGCGAUUCAAAGGAAGAGAAAAAGGGUAUAAAAAAGGAGCUGGAUGAUGAUUACUUCAUAGAUGAUAGCGGUGUCGAUCCAGUAAAUCGUCAUGGAAGCAACCGUUGUGGUUAUUCUUCAAGACGUGCUCCUAAGGCUGAGGAGGGUGAAGAAGAUGAUGAGAUCAAGGAACUUUUCAAGAUGGGCAAGAAAAAGAAGAAGACUGAGAAAACUGCUAUGGAGAUUGCAAUUGUUGUCGAAAAGAUCAUGGCUGAACUUGAAGUUGUAGCAGAAGAAGACGCAAAUCUGAAUAGGGCAUCGAAACCAGCAAUUAAUAAACUCAUAAAGCUUCCUUUUCUAAUUGAAGCUCUAUCUAAGUGGCUGGCUAAGUGCAUUGUUCGCACAAGAAACAACUUCAACCGGAGUUCCUGGAUCACAGAGUUCUAA
Molecule: messenger RNA, 552 nt
Organism: Helianthus annuus (common sunflower)
Lineage: Eukaryota; Viridiplantae; Streptophyta; Magnoliopsida; Asterales; Asteraceae
Product: protein IWS1 homolog 1-like
Exons: 4
Coding region: 1-552 (183 amino acids)
Biological process (GO): brassinosteroid mediated signaling pathway; regulation of DNA-templated transcription elongation
Source: RefSeq, a predicted model, not a curated record